Messenger RNA from Penicillium cinerascens, 1329 nucleotides. RefSeq names its product ATP-dependent RNA helicase SUB2. Bases 1 to 1329 code for a protein of 442 amino acids. Gene Ontology annotation, biological process: mRNA export from nucleus; mRNA splicing, via spliceosome. The transcript is spliced from 5 exons. NCBI's taxonomy places the organism in Eukaryota, Fungi, Ascomycota, Eurotiomycetes, Eurotiales, Aspergillaceae. Gene Ontology annotation, molecular function: RNA helicase activity; RNA binding; ATP binding. The record is from RefSeq and is a predicted model, not a curated record.
AUGUCUCACGAGGAAGACUUGAUCGAUUACUCCGACGAGGAGCUCCAGACCACCACGGCCCCCGCUGCCGCUGCCGCUCCCGCUGCAGCCAACGGCGACGCCGACAAGCAGGGUGAUCUGACUGUCUCCGGCGGCCGUCCCGACAAGAAGGGCAGCUACGUCGGAAUUCACUCCACCGGUUUCCGUGACUUCCUCCUCAAAGGAGAGCUUUUGCGCGCCAUCACCGACUGCGGCUUCGAACAUCCAUCGGAGGUCCAGCAAGUCUGCAUCCCAACUGCAAUCCUCAAUGUCGACGUCCUCUGCCAGGCCAAAUCUGGUCUCGGUAAGACUGCGGUCUUCGUCCUGACCACUCUCCACCAGCUGGAGCCCGUCCCUGGCGAGUGCUCUAUCCUCGUCAUGUGCCACACUCGUGAGCUGGCCUACCAGAUCAAGAACGAGUACGCCCGUUUCUCGAAGUACCUUCCCGAUGUCAAGACUGCCGUCUUCUACGGUGGUACCCCCAUCCAGAAGGAUAUCGAGAUUCUGUCGAACAAGGAGACCUACCCCAACAUCAUCGUGGCUACCCCCGGUCGCCUGAACGCCCUGGUCCGCGACAAGAAGCUGAGCCUGCGCAACGUCAAGGCCUUCGUCCUCGACGAGUGUGACAAGAUGCUCGACCAGAUUGACAUGCGCCGUGAUGUCCAGGAGAUCUUCCGUGCUACUCCUGCCGACAAGCAGGUUAUGAUGUUCAGCGCUACCCUCUCCCAGGAAAUUCGCCCGAUCUGCAAGAAGUUCAUGCGCAACCCUCUCGAGGUCUAUGUGGAUGACGACACCAAGCUCACCCUUCACGGUCUCCAGCAGUACUACAUUAAGCUCAGCGAGCAGGAGAAGAACCGCAAGCUGAACGACCUGCUAGAUAACCUGGAGUUCAACCAGGUCAUCAUUUUCGUUAAGAGCACCCAGCGUGCUAACGAGCUCGACAAGCUCCUGCGCGAGUGCAACUUCCCCAGUAUCGCUGUCCACUCCGGUGUCAGCCAGGAGGAGCGCAUCAAGCGCUACAAGGAAUUCAAGGAGUUCAACAAGCGUAUCUGCGUCGCCACUGAUGUCUUCGGUCGUGGUAUCGAUAUCGAGCGUAUCAACCUGGCCAUCAACUACGAUCUUCCCGCCGAUGCCGAUUCCUACCUGCACCGCGUUGGCCGUGCCGGUCGUUUCGGUACCAAGGGUCUGUCCAUCUCCUUCGUGAGCAACGAGGACGAUGAGAAGGUCCUGAAGGAUAUCGAGAAGCGCUUCGAGGUCGCUCUUCCUGAGUACCCCGAGGGUGGCGUCGACUCGUCCACCUACAUGGCUUAA